Messenger RNA from Acinonyx jubatus (cheetah), 1557 nucleotides. It is a transcript of the gene OPTC, whose product is annotated as opticin. The coding region runs from base 73 to 1275 and encodes 400 amino acids. The record is from RefSeq and is a predicted model, not a curated record. NCBI's taxonomy places the organism in Eukaryota, Metazoa, Chordata, Mammalia, Carnivora, Felidae. The transcript has 7 exons. Gene Ontology annotation, molecular function: protein binding.
UACAUGUGGGGGUGGCAGUGGAGGAGGUAGAGGGAGAGAGAGAAAUUCCCAGCCACUGAGCAAAGGAAUAGGAUGGGGGACCCGCUGAGCAAAGAGAAGGGGGAACAGCUGGACACCAGCAAGAAGAGAAGUCUGAUUGGCCACACGCUGGCCUCAGCCAGCACCCCGCUGUCUACCCUGGCCCACUGCAAACGACCUUUCCAGCAGAGUCCCUACUUCUCCGGAGGCUGUGAGGCUCUGUUCCUUCGGAAACAGCAUUGUGUGGGGGUCCCCAUGAAGCUCCUGGCUUUCCUGAGCCUGCUGGCCCUGGUGCUGCUAGAAGCAGGGACAGCUUCUCCCCCAAAGGGGAGGAAGAGGAGAGACCCGACGAAUGAGGAGGGAGAUUCUUACGCGGUCCUGAAUCUGGGGAACUACGUCCCUGACCUGGACAACUACGAUGAGGUCAUUGACCUGAGCGACUACGAAGGGCUCAUGGACUAUGGGGACCAGCUCCCCGAGGUCAAAGCGGGAUCCAGCCUGGGUCCUCCAACCAGGAUCGGUUCCACUCAGAGCACGGUGAAUCCAAGGACACUCUCGUCCAAGCCCACCAUGACCAAGCCUACUAUGCUGGGCCUCCCAGGCUCCCCAAGCAGCCACGCUGAGCCAGGCCUGCCUACCUGUCUGGUAUGCGUGUGCCUUGGUUCCUCCGUGUACUGUGACGAUGCUGACCUGGAGAGCAUCCCGCCUCUCCCCAAGACAACCACUUACCUGUACGCCCGCUUCAACCGCAUCAGCCGGAUCCGAGCUGGAGACUUCAAAGGGCUGACAAAACUGAAGAAGAUCGACCUUUCCAGCAAUUCCAUCUCCUCCAUUGAUGAUGAUGCCCUCCGCCUGCUGCCUGCCCUGCGGGACCUGAUCCUCCCAGAGAACCAGCUGGCGGCUCUGCCCGUGCUGCCCGCUGGCAUCGAGGUCCUGGACGUCCGCCUGAACCGGCUCCAGAGCUCCGGAAUACAGCCCGAAGCCUUCAGGGGGCUAGAGAAGCUGCAGUUCCUCUACCUGGCUGACAACUUGCUGGACUCCAUCCCCGGGCCCCUGCCCCCCAGCCUGCGCUCACUGCACCUGCAGAAUAACAUGAUAGAGACCAUGCAGAAAGAUGCCUUCUGUGACACUGAGGAGCACAAACACAGCCGGAGGCGGCUGGAAGACAUCCGCCUAGACGGCAAUCCCAUCAACCUGGGCUUCUUCCCCAGCGCCUACUUCUGCCUGCCUCGCCUCCCCACCGGCCGCUGCUGCUAGCUCACCGCUCCCCGUGCGGCGGGAAGGGUGCGGGCCUCGCCUCCACGCGGUGGUCUGUCAUCCAGGCCGGAAUCGGCCCCCUGAUCCAGUUGCAAAACUCACCCCCGCCCCCUGCCCCCACGGGCUGCACACACACACACACAUGCACGCACACAUAGAUACACAGACACACAUACAACAGAUACACAGACACACACACACAUACACACAGACAUAUAGACGUGCAUGUGGAAACAUAGACAUACACAGACACACGGACACACACGCAGGCACACGCACACA